This is a messenger RNA of Aedes albopictus (Asian tiger mosquito), 4016 nucleotides long. It is a transcript of the gene Ube4B, whose product is annotated as ubiquitin conjugation factor E4 B. The transcript is spliced from 3 exons. The record is from RefSeq and is a predicted model, not a curated record. The annotation marks the transcript as partial. Gene Ontology annotation, biological process: protein polyubiquitination. Gene Ontology annotation, cellular component: cytoplasm; ubiquitin ligase complex; nucleus. Lineage: Eukaryota; Metazoa; Arthropoda; Insecta; Diptera; Culicidae. Gene Ontology annotation, molecular function: ubiquitin-ubiquitin ligase activity.
AUAUUAAUCCAUAUAUUGUUUAUUUCUCGUGUUACAGAGUCAUCUGCCACGGCCAACUCUGUGGAAGCUAAACCCCUAGAAUCAGCCACAAAAUCCGGAUCCGGUGCAACCCCUUUCAAGAGCAACAACAACACUGCACCCAGUACAGAUGGUCCGACCAAGAUGGAUGAAGAUCCCCCAGCAACCAACGCAGCAGUUCCGUCAUCUCCGGUGGACUCUCCGACCAAGACUGCCGAAGACAAGCUGCGUGACGAGGCCGCCACCCGGGAGGAACUGCAGCAGAUCGUGUUUCGGAUUAUGAAUAUCAACAGCCAGGUUCGCUACUCGGAAGCACGCUUCACCAUCGAUCCGGCCGUGCUGGCCAACGCCCUGGAAGCUCUGGAUGCCAAAAACUAUCGGGAAUUUUGUGCCGAAAUUUUUAUCGAAGUUGUGAAAGAGUUCUACGAAGGAAAGCUAAUCCAUUCUGAGGACGGAAGCACUAGUGGGACUUUUACCGACAGCUGGAACAGCAUUCCGUCCAAGAAGGUGAAACCAAUUGACAUCGAGGAAGUGCUGGAGAAAAGCGGCGGCAGUGCUGCGAUGGAGAUCGAUAGCGACAUUAGACUGUGCUCGUCGAAGCCAAGCAUGAAGGCGUUCAGCUCAAAUCGAGUGGCCGCACUGGAUUAUCUCAUCAACUGUUACUGCCGAGCCAACGACGAAGUGUACAGUUAUACCAAAAUCAAAAAGAGCAAGAAGAUGUACCUGGUGGAGAUACUGCCCGAUGUGGCGGCGAUCAUUCGGCAACAGACGCUCAAGUAUGCCAUUCUGUUGACGAAGAAUCGCUUCCAGAACUUUGCCCAGAUCGAGAAUCCGGCCAAGCUGAUCCUGGAAAAGUCGCCGCUGCUGCAGUUGAUGUACGAGAAUAAGGUCCCGUCAGACUUCUUAGCUAGCCUAAUGGCCGAGGCCCGCAAGAACGUGUCGGACUUUGACGCCAUCUUCACCAUCGUGCUGGACGAUUUGUACGUGGACAUGCAGAACACGAUCUGUAAUGAAAACAUCGUCUCGGAUCCGUUGAUGCGGUUGAAAGAGCUCGUCGAGAUCAAGGUGGAAAAUACGAAUCCGAUCUGCAAACUGAUCGUCAAACACGUUGUGUUCCUACCAAGACUGACCCUGGACAAAUACGCGGCCAGGGAAAUAUCCAAGGUGUCCUUUUUGGCGCCGUUCCUCUCGCUGUCGGUUCUUCUGGAUGAAAAUCCCAAAUUUGCGACACAUCAUUUUCUGGAGAAUGUUUGCGACAGGACGCUGGCCUCUUCCUUUCAGACUUUGUUAGGUAAUACGAGGAAAAUCCUGCAUCAGAUUUUCCUUUCACUGCUGACGAAUCUGGACAGCCGGCAGGAAGUGCUCAAGUACAUCUCGGAAAUUCUUAGGACCAAUCAUAAACGAAUCCAGUACAAUGCCGACGAUCGGUUCCUGGCCAAGGAUGGAUUCAUGCUUAACUUCAUGUCCAUUCUUCAACUGCUUUCGGUCAAGAUCAAUAUGUCCCGAAUAGAUCCUUUGUAUCCGCACCAUCCGGAUGCCCUAAUAGACAUCGAAGACGAAACCAAGCUCAAAUAUUCCUCGCAAGAGUACACCGAUUGGCUGGAGAAGCUCCGUUCCACCAAGAAGUGGGAGACUCCCAAAUUUGUCACUCACUGUUGGUUCCUGACGCUGCACGCCCACCAUUUAGGUAUCAUCCCGGCGAUCCAACGGUACAACAAACUACUCAGGGCAACCAAAGAGCUCCAGCGAAUGGUGGACGAACUGAACGCCAGCAAAAGCCAGUGGGAAAACACUCCGCUGGCCCGUCGGAACAAACAGGUCCGGGAUCGUUGCGUCAACCAGAUCAACAAACUGUCGAAGGCGAAACUUGGCUGCGAUAUCGCCGUGAUCGAUCCUAACGUCCUCGGUGCUUGCAUGCAGUUCUACUCGUCCGUGUGCGAAUACAUGUUGUAUCAGAUCGAGAAUCGGCCCAUCGAGGAUCUGUUCGUGAACAAACAGGAACCGGCCAUGCUGGUGGCGAGCGAAAACUUCUGCUCGCUGCCGGAGUGGUACAUCGAGGACAUUGCCGACUUUAUUCUGUUUUGCAUGCAGCACAGCAUCGGCGUGAUUGACUUUGUGGACAACUCGAUCAUCACCUGGAUUCUGACGCUGGUUUGCGCACCGCAUCUGAUCAAGAACCCGUACAUCACUGCCAAGCUGAUCGAGGUGCUCUUCGUUACCUCGCCCACAAUCCAGACGGCAUCGCAGCGUCUCUACCUGCAGAUCAUCAACCACGAGCUGGCCCAGCGGGCGUUGGUCAGUGCCCUGAUGAAGUUUUACACCGACAUCGAAACCACCGGACAGAGUACCGAGUUCUACGACAAGUUCACCAUCCGGUAUCACAUCAGUCACCUGUUCAAGGGUCUCUGGGAUAGUGUGGUCCACCGGCAGGCUAUAGUUAAGGAGAGCAAGAGCGGAAAGCAGUUUGUGAAGUUUGUCAACUUCUUCCUGAAUGACACAACCUAUCUGCUGGACGAGUGCCUGGAGUACUUGAAGCGGAUCCACGAAACUCAGGUACUAAUGAUGGAGGACUUGGCGUGGAAUGAAUUGGGUCAGGAAGCACAGCAGAGCCGUCAGCGGCAGCUAGUUCAGGACGAGCGGCAGUGUCGGUCCUAUUUGACGCUGGCCCGUGAAACGGUAGACAUGUUCCACUAUCUGACGAUCGACAUCAAGGAACCGUUCCUGCGACCGGAACUAAUCGACCGACUGAGCUCGAUGUUGAACUACAAUCUGCAGCAACUGUGCGGUCCCAAGUGCAAUGACUUGCGGGUGCGAAAUCCCAUGAAAUACGGCUGGGAGCCCCGACGGUUACUCGGCCAGCUAAUCGAUAUCUAUCUCCACCUGAGCUGUGAUGAGUUUGCUGCGGCCUUGGCCGCGGAUGAACGAUCAUUCGAGAAGCAUCUCUUUGAAGAUGCGGCUAACCGAGUAGAACGGCUCGGAAUCCGAACUCUGGUGGAAGUGGACGAUUUCCGAAAGCUCAUCCAUCAGGCUUCAGAAAUCUACGCUCAGAAUCAGCAAAAUGCGGACGAAUUCGCCGAAGCUCCGGACGAUUUCAAGGACCCCCUGAUGGACACACUGAUGAGCGAUCCCGUCAUACUGCCCUCGGGAACCAUAAUGGAUCGAUCGAUCAUCACCCGGCAUCUGCUGAACAGCAGCACAGACCCCUUCAACCGACAACCGCUCACGGAGGACAUGCUCAUCCCGGCGACGGAACUGAAGGAACGCAUCGAGACAUGGAUCAAGGACUAUCGUGAGAAGAAAAAACAAUAAGACUUGAUUUUUUUUACUGCAGAAUUACAAAUCGUAAAUGUUUUUAUUCUAAACUGGUCGAACAAUAUUCGAGGGCAAGCACUCAAAAACUGAAUUUAAUAUGGUAAUGUCUAUACAUACUAGACAUAUUUAUAAAACAAUUAUCGCUAAGUAAGGUCCUACCCCCGUAAAACUCCACUUACUUCCACCGCAUCGAAUGCUUGUCUGUUGACAGAAUAUGCGCUACCGACGAAUUGAGCAUUAAACCAUCCGGCAGCACCUUUGCAGUAUGCAGUUUAAUGUUCUGGGUAUGAAAUUAAUCUUUUCUCACAAUGUUUGAUUGUAUUCUGCGAUUGUGCUGUCAUAGAUGGUUUACAGCAUGCAAUUCGUCCAAAAGCUAAACACCCUUCCCCAACUUUAGUCCCCCAUUGCAAAAAAAGUUCAUCUCGUCCUCUUUGAAGAUAUCUGUUUCUGAGGUUCCACAAUUGUGUAUAUUAUCUAAGACGAUACUAAUCUAUGCUGGCCGUGUUCUUAUAUACUAACAGCGAAGAAUAGGAUGAUGAAAGGGAGAGUAACACAUAACGACGACGGACGCCUGGCUGAGAGGGAUACAAUGAAAAAAAAAACACGCCUAAUUGAAUCCCGCAUUCGAAUCUGUAUCGUACGUAAGCUAGUACUUUGAGAAUAAAAAUAUGGAGAAAUUAUAAAAA